GCGGUCCCUAACCGAAGGCCCGCCUCCCUUGUCCGCAACGAUCGCGUGCCAAUCGCCCCCCCGGAAGUGGUCUUAACUUGUACCCGAAUCGCUCGUAACACGCGGCGGUCGCGAAGCGAAGAGCGACGCAAAGAGUGAAAGAGAAAGAGAGGAAGGAAGAAGACGACCAGAAGUGUGGCAAGGAAAACAGAACACCAUUCCUUACACCAAUAUCCUUUCACCAACAAACUGAGACCCCUGAUUAUUACCUGAGGAUGAAAUCCUCGACGGUGCUAAUUGCCCUGGCGACCAUCGCAAUCGCUGGCGCCACAAGGAUCAAGCGACAGGCUACAGACGAGCCCAAGAAGGAGGAGAGCUUCGAGAACGAGAUAUGCAAGGACAAAGAUGCCGGGGAGUGGUUCCGACUCGUUGCCGGUGAGGGUGACAACUGCCGUGAUGUCAUCCAGUGCACAAGCUCAGGUCUUCAAGCUAUCAGAUGUCCGGCCGGUCUCUACUUCGACAUUGAGAAGCAGACUUGUGACUGGAAGGACGCGGUCAAGAACUGCAAGCUGAAGAACAAGGAGAGGAAGAUCAAGCCUCUUCUUUACACCGACGAGCCAUUGUGCCAGGACGGCUUCCUCGCCUGUGGUGACGGCAACUGCAUUGAACGUGGCCUCUUCUGUAACGGAGAAAAGGACUGCGGCGAUGGCUCAGAUGAAAACACCUGCGACAUGGACAACGACCCCAACAGGGCGCCGCCAUGCGACCCGGCCGUCUGUGUUUUGCCGGACUGCUUCUGUUCCGAGGAUGGUACCACAGUCCCGGGUGACUUGCCGGCCAAGGACGUGCCCCAGAUGAUCACCAUCACUUUCGACGACGCGAUAAACAAUAAUAACAUCAACCUCUACAAGGAGAUGUUCAACGGAAAGCGAAAGAACCCGAACGGUUGUGACAUCAAGGCGACGUUCUUCGUAUCCCACAAGUACACCAACUACUCAGCUAUGCAGGAGACUCACAGAAAGGGACACGAGAUCGCCGUACACUCUAUAUCUCACAACGAUGAUGAGCAGUUCUGGUCCAACGCGACGGUCGACGACUGGGCGAAGGAGAUGGCUGGUAUGAGGAUAAUCGCGGAGAAGUACGCCAACCUUACCGACAACAGCGUGGUCGGAGUGCGUGCGCCGUAUCUUAGGGUCGGUGGAAACAACCAGUUCACGAUGAUGGAGGAACAGGCGUUCCUCUACGACUCGACCAUCACGGCGGCUCUGAAUAACCCGCCACUAUGGCCGUACACCAUGUACUUCAGGAUGCCGCACCGCUGCCACGGAAACCUCCAGCAUUGCCCAACGAGGUCACACGCUGUAUGGGAGAUGGUGAUGAACGAGCUGGACCGCAGGGAAGACCCUGAAAACGACGAGUACCUGCCGGGAUGCGCCAUGGUCGAUUCGUGCAGCAACAUCCUAACCGGUGAUCAGUUUUACGACUUCUUGAACCACAACUUUGAUCGCCAUUACAAGCAAAACCGGGCGCCGCUCGGUCUCUACUUCCAUGCCGCCUGGCUGAAAAACAACCCCGAGUUCCUAGACGCGUUCCUGUACUGGAUAGACGAGAUCCUGAGCAGCCAUAACGACGUGUACUUCGUCACGAUGACCCAGGUAAUACAGUGGAUACAGAAUCCGAGAACCAUCAGUGAGUCGAAAAACUUCGAACCUUGGAGUGAGAAGUGCUCAGUCGACGGACCCCCGGCCUGCUGGGUCCCCCAUAGCUGCAAGCUCACCUCGAAAGAGGUUCCCGGGGAGACCAUCAACCUCCAGACUUGCGUCAGGUGCCCGAAUAACUACCCCUGGAUAAACGACCCAACCGGUGACGGUUUCUUCUAAACACUUUACACCUCAAAACUAGCUACGAAUUAAUUUCAACAACUGUCCAUCUGAGAGUU
Diprion similis is the source of this 1918-nucleotide messenger RNA. RefSeq names its product chitin deacetylase 1 (gene serp). Gene Ontology annotation, cellular component: extracellular region. The record is from RefSeq and is a predicted model, not a curated record. Gene Ontology annotation, biological process: carbohydrate metabolic process. Lineage: Eukaryota; Metazoa; Arthropoda; Insecta; Hymenoptera; Diprionidae. Gene Ontology annotation, molecular function: hydrolase activity, acting on carbon-nitrogen (but not peptide) bonds; chitin binding; protein binding. Bases 255 to 1859 code for a protein of 534 amino acids. The transcript is spliced from 5 exons.